Messenger RNA from Macrobrachium nipponense, 2223 nucleotides. RefSeq names its product probable alpha-ketoglutarate-dependent hypophosphite dioxygenase. Bases 158 to 982 code for a protein of 274 amino acids. The transcript is spliced from 6 exons. Lineage: Eukaryota; Metazoa; Arthropoda; Malacostraca; Decapoda; Palaemonidae. The record is from RefSeq and is a predicted model, not a curated record. Gene Ontology annotation, molecular function: phytanoyl-CoA dioxygenase activity. Gene Ontology annotation, biological process: fatty acid alpha-oxidation.
GCUUAAAACACACUGACCUUGAAAGUACAGCCAAACCGGUUGUUCGUCUGUAAACAGCAGCAGUAGAGGGUAGUUUUCGGUAUUGUGCCAGAAUUGUCUUUCUUUGGGCUGCAAUAUUCUCGUUUGCGUUUAUCUAAGAAUUACUUUAUCGUGAGUAAUGAAAUGCCUAACCGAGGAUCAGCUGAAGACAUACGAGAGAGACGGAUACAUAGUGCUCAACCUCCUAACCGAAAAUGAAGCGGACGAACUGAGUAAAGAAUAUGAUGCCAUCUUUGCUCGGUACAACAAAGACGACAUGGAGGCUACUUGGUCAGGCGACUGGAACAAGCAAAGGGAAAAAACCGAGGUGUACUCAAUCCACGCCCUUCAGCUUUACUCCGCGGUGUUCACCAGACUUUUGCUCCACGAGAAAAUCUUAGAUGCCUGUGAGGAUAUCAUUGGGACAAGCAACAUCGUUUUGCAUCACACCAAAGCUCACAAAAAACCGCCUGGUACAGGCUCACCCUUUCCCAUGCAUCAGGACUACCAUUACUUUCCUCACAAGAAAGACUCGAUGGUGGCGGUUUUCGUCAGCCUAGACGACGCAGGCCCCGAAAACGGGGGUCUGUGCGUGUACCCAGGAUCACAUAAGCUUGGACCUCAGAAGGACUGCAGUGAUAAUCCCAUGACGCAUUAUGUUGACCAAAGUAGGUUCUCGUUGGAAAACGCUACACCUCUUACUUUGGAUAAGGGUCAGGUACUGAUAUUUUCGUACCUGCUCGUGCAUGGCUCUUACAACAACACAAGCAGACACGACAGGAGAAUGUACCUGAUGCAGAUGUACGCGGGAGACGAUGCGCCGUUAGGCAACGAGGAAAUCAGGCCUUGCCAGACCAUGGUCCUUCGCGGGGAACGAAUGGUUAGCAACGCAUCGGUGUGGAAGCCAUCCAUCCUCCAAGAUAAAAUAAACAAGAAGAAGAAAGAAGUCGGUGCUUCUAUGUAGACUUUGAGAAUACGAAUCCCAUUCGCUAUAUAUGUCCUUCCUAACACUUCAGGAACCCUGUCGUCCUGCAAGCUGUUGAUCGUUGGUAAGUGUCCAAGCAAGAGUGAACAUAGGAAGAUUUAUGUGUAACAUGGAACUGUGACAAGGCAUCAGUAAAAAUCGUUAUAUUUCCUAUAUCAAUAAAAAGACAUUUAAAUUCAGUUGGUGUAUGCAUUUAUGUGGUUUUACGCGUGACACCUUCAAAGUUAAGUUUUUUGCUUAUUUUCGAAAAGUAAAUCUUCAAGUCUUGGGUUAGUAAUAUUUCAAAUUCGAUUAGAAAAGGUCUUAUUUGUAACCCCGCCAAAGAGUUGAUCUCAACAACACUUUUAAAAUUGUUUUUAUCAAAGUUCUGACGAGCAAAUAAACAAACCAUCGACUGAAAAGCAGCUCAAGAUUCAGAUUGGGAAACAAAUGAGAAUCUUUUAAACCGAGUCCUUCUCAUGUUUCAGAUACUUUCGACAAUAAAUCUUUCCUUUCCUUACGCGCCAAGGACCAAAGAUAAUGUCUGAGAUCUCCCUUGAUUUUGAAAUGAGUAGAUCCUUUUCAAGAUUAAUUUUCGCUGACCGUUUUGAAAUACAACCACAAUUAGAGUAGUCGCGAACUGGGAAUCAGUAUAUCACACAAAAUUAUUCAUUGAUAACAGGUAGACGUUAACAUUCGUCCAGUAGCGGAUUAAGGUGAGGGGGCUGGGGGGCGGCGGCGGGCUGACAGGCCAUGACCUAGGGUCCUGUGCCAAUGAGGGCCCCGCACCUCACGCAAAAAAAAAAAAAAAAAAAAAAAAAAAAAAACUUACAAAUGUAUAUAAAAAUAAUUGAAUAAUGCUCUAGAGGUGCUCGAUCGGAAAACAACUUUCAGAAACCUACACCCUGCAUCCCCCCCUCCCCAACCUGUAAGGAACCUCUUUGAUUGCCCAUAAAUGAGAAGGCCCCCCUAAGAUGACCGGCCACGGGCCACGCACGCCCUAAAUCCGCCCGUGCAUUCGCCUGAAACUUAACUGGAAAUAAUCGUGAACCUUUAGUACGACAGGAAAAUUACCAUGGCACUAAUGGAACUCAUAUUUUACCUGGAAUAAGGAAAUAAAGUCAAUUUAUAACUGAUGAAUUUUCUCUCGGGUCUGCAUGUGCAAGGUCAGUGGUUCAUUCCAGCCUGGCUUGCCCCCAAUAGCUGGAUUUUUCCUAGAUAGUGACCCCAAGGGUUUUAAC